This is a messenger RNA of Anoplopoma fimbria (sablefish), 2333 nucleotides long. RefSeq names its product LIM and senescent cell antigen-like-containing domain protein 1. Gene Ontology annotation, cellular component: focal adhesion; cytoplasm; cell-cell junction. Gene Ontology annotation, biological process: positive regulation of integrin-mediated signaling pathway; cell-cell junction organization; cell-cell adhesion. The transcript has 10 exons. The record is from RefSeq and is a predicted model, not a curated record. The coding region runs from base 153 to 1160 and encodes 335 amino acids. NCBI's taxonomy places the organism in Eukaryota, Metazoa, Chordata, Actinopteri, Perciformes, Anoplopomatidae.
CAAGGUGCGGGUGUAAUGGGAGGGGACUGGCCGGCGCAGGACCAGUCUGCUCUUCCCAUAAAAAAACUUUGACACCACAGCGAAAGGAUCUGGCACACCAACACAUGUCGGCUCAUCAGCUACAGCUUAGAAAACUGUCGCGCUAAGAGGGGAUGCUCGGGGUCGCCGGGAUGACGGGCAGCAUUGCUAAUGCCCUGGCCAGUGCAGCCUGUGAGCGAUGUAAGAGUGGCUUUGCUCCGACCGAGAAGAUUGUCAACAGUAAUGGAGAGCUGUACCAUGAGCACUGCUUUGUGUGUGCCCAGUGUUUCCAGCAGUUCCCAGAGGGACUCUUUUAUGAGUUUGAAGGAAGAAAAUAUUGUGAACAUGACUUCCAGAUGCUCUUUGCCCCUUGCUGUCACCAGUGUGGGGAGUUCAUCAUUGGUCGUGUCAUUAAGGCCAUGAACAAUAGUUGGCACCCUGACUGCUUCUGCUGUGACAUCUGCCAGGCUGUGCUUGCAGAUGUGGGGUUUGUCAAAAAUGCUGGCAGGCACCUGUGUCGCCCUUGUCAUAACCGCGAGAAAGCUCGUGGCUUGGGCAAGUAUAUCUGCCAGAAGUGCCACGCCAUCAUUGAAGAGCAACCACUGAUCUUUAAGAAUGACCCCUAUCACCCUGACCACUUCAACUGCAACAAUUGUGGGAAGGAAUUGACAGCUGAAGCCAGGGAGCUGAAGGGAGAGCUCUACUGUUUGCCCUGCCAUGAUAAGAUGGGUGUACCGAUCUGUGGUGCCUGUAGGAGACCCAUCGAGGGGCGUGUUGUCAAUGCCAUGGGCAAGCAGUGGCAUGUGGAGCAUUUUGUGUGUGCCAAGUGUGAGAAGCCUUUCCUCGGUCAUCGGCACUAUGAGAGGAAGGGGUUGGCCUACUGUGAGACUCAUUAUAACCAGCUCUUCGGCGAUGUGUGCUAUCACUGCAACCGUGUGAUUGAAGGUGAUGUGGUGUCGGCUCUCAACAAGGCCUGGUGUGUCAGUUGUUUCUCGUGCUCCACCUGCAACACAAAACUCACUCUCAAGAACAAGUUUGUUGAGUUUGACAUGAAGCCUGUUUGUAAAAAGUGCUAUGAAAAGUUUCCUCUGGAGCUCAAGAAAAGGCUCAAGAAGCUGGCUGAGUCCUUGGGACACAAGUGAGCUGCUUCCAGCCAAACAAACCUUGAAGUGUUCCCUGCUUUGUCUGCUAUGAACUGCUACAUAGCAACACAAGGACCCAGAGUUAUAACAGUAUAUAGAUAUUAGUUAUUUAAAUCUGGGUUCCAUUUAAAAUAUAAAUAAAUAUCACUGUGUCAUAAAGGUGCCUGUUAGCAAAUUACUUUUUUUCCCUUUUAUACACAAAUGUCAUUUUUUUUUUAACAUUCCUAAAUUGGCCAGAUAAGUUUUUCUCAUAGAAGAGAUGUGGUGUCCCAGUUUAUUAUAACUUUACCACGAGCAUGAUUGCCAACUGCUGUUUAAAAUUAUCUUGAAUUUGAAGAUUGUUGUUUGACAUUAUAUUGAAUUACAUAUGUGCCUUGAUUAUAUGAACUAUGUGUCUUAAAAUGCAAAUAAUGGUUAAAAUGAGACUGAUUUAUGAUAGUUACAUCUUGUUAUAUGCAUCUCAAUUAGACAAAGUAUAGACUGAAAGCUGAAUUCCAGCCAUUUCAACCUUUGAGCUUUUUUACCUCCGUAUGAAUAAAUACAAAGUAACCACUAUGUUCUUUAGGAACGGUUUCUCCUCUUGCUAACAUGAAAAAAUAAGUGACAUGUUUCAAAAACAACUUAGAAAACGAGCCAUUACUGGGAGCAAGGCUCAUAUACAAACACUGUGAGUGUUAAUGAGUCCCCUGGUUAUGGUGAUAUAAUAAAUAUCAAAUUGCAAUGAACUUUUCCCUCCUCUCACUCUUUUAUUAGCCUGUCUCACCAGGUUAAUAUUUUGUUAAGAUAAUUACUCCAUGACUGUUGAUUUGUCCAGUGUGAGGAAACAUCCACAGUGAGUUGGGAGAAAAUAAAUCAGAGGAUGCUAAUAUGAUUAGAAACAACACAAAAUAUGCUUGCUGUAUAGCAUUGUCUCAUAUCAGUAUGUAUGGUAGUGAAAUGUUUCUGACUGUACAGUAAAUGCCUUGGGAUUGUCAACCUCAUAUUUUUAGGCAAAGUAAUGUUUGGUUCAAAGGAAUACAGAUGAAAUUAACUUUCAGCUGAUUACUUAACAUGCGAACACUUUGAUGUUAAAAUAUCAUUGAGUCAGCACAUUGCUCGGGCUGUUUGUAAACUGGCACCUGUAUUUAGAAAAAAAUGAGUUGUGCAACACAAUAAAAAAUAUAUUUGCUUUGA